This is a messenger RNA of Eutrema salsugineum, 1356 nucleotides long. RefSeq lists its product as uncharacterized. Bases 1 to 1356 code for a protein of 451 amino acids. The transcript is spliced from 2 exons. The record is from RefSeq and is a predicted model, not a curated record. Lineage: Eukaryota; Viridiplantae; Streptophyta; Magnoliopsida; Brassicales; Brassicaceae.
AUGGUGAUAAUCGCUCUUAAGGAGAGGAAGAGGCGUGAAGCGGAAGAGGCCGCGAGACGAGCUGCCGAGGCGGCUCAGGCGCAGACCGAGGCGGUCUCGGCGCAUACCGAGGCCAUUCCUCAACCCGACCCACCGAGCCGGGAAGGAGAUCAAACGACCCGAGCCGCAGAAGACUGCACAGCCGAAGUGGUCGAAAGAAAUGCGGUGCCCGAGGUGGAACCGGGCGAAAUUGUUCCUGAGGCGUCCGGGGGCGAUUCGGCGGCUCGGAGCAAAGAGCCUUCGAACUCUGUUAUUAUAGCCCUCCCGAAGUCGACAAGGCCCCCGACUUCCGUUGUUCAGAAACAUGAUCCGAGCCGAAAACGUUCGGCUGCUGAUAAAGGGAAGGGGGUCGCUGUUCAGAGGGACGAGCCGUCCAAGAAGAGGCGGAAGCCGACGCCCGGGGACUCCGCUGCGUGCAAGUUGGUCGUUGACGACCCCGACGCCUCCGCCAUCAUGUUCUCGCGUGUAAAUAACGCGAACACGCGUCUUCCUCCUCCGGAGAAGAGGAGGCCGAGGUCUUACGGUGCAAUGGCGCAGCGCGGGACCAAGUUUGUUGCGGCCAUUAACGACCUAAUGGCCGAGUAUGAGGCGGACCUGUCUAAGGUCGAACGUCGUUUUGCCGAUGCCAAAACUGAGUCCGCAGCGUCAAAGACGAAGCUAGAAGAGGCUCAGACCGAAGCCACGGCGGCGAAGGAGAAACUGGGCGAGGCGGUGGCCAGGGCAUCCAAGCUUGAAGAGGAGAAGAUCGUUCUGCGUGCCAACGUUGACAAGGUCUCCGCCUCGGUCAUUCGUCUCGAGGAGGCGAGGAGGGCCAAGAGCGCCAAGGUGGCGAUGCUGAAGAGGCGUAUUAAGGCCAAGGACGCCCUGUUUGAUGCCAAGGUUAAGAGGGCAAAAAAGGACGCGAGGCGAGAGCUCACGGUGAAGUUUCAAGAACGCCUCGCCAAGGUAGAGGAGGGUUUGGCUAGGCUUGAAAAAGCCAAAAAUGAUGAGAACGAUCUGGGGCAGAUCAAGGGCAAUCUUGCGAUGAUUGCCGAUCUGAAGAAACCAGACGCCCCGACGCUUGACGACGAGGAGGCGAAGCUGAAGAGCUGGGAAAGCGAGUAUGCCGACGACGAGGCGUACGAGCGCAUUGCUUCCGAGAUUCGGGGCGAGCUGUACUACUCUCCCGUAUCGCCGGACUCGGUCGACACCACCCUCGGCAACGAGCCGCUCGAAGAGACAGCGGCCAACUUAGGCGUGGUAGAUCCGAACGGAUCAAACGCGGGCACGCCAGUCCUCUCGAACCUCACCAAACGUGAGACGCAGUCCGCGGCCUGA